ACCAACCUUAAAUAUGUAAAUAACGAUCAACUUAUAUCUGAACUAUUGACAUCUACAGUAACCCACGUAGUUGCAGAAUAGUUAAUGCAAUGGUUGUGAUUGAAAUACAACUUGAUCCUAUUGUUGUCCUCACUUGCGGGAUAAUAGCAUCGUUACUAUACUUUUUGGUCCAGAGGCGCGCAGCUUCACGCUCAACCACACCCCUUUUAGACAGUUCACCACGAUCUUCGUCGCACACGAAGAAUGUCAGGAUUCGUCAAAUAUACCCAUCCUCUGAAAUUGAGACUUCAACAGACAUUGACAUCAUUGCUAUACAUGGCCUAGAUACUGAUUCGCAACGCACAUGGACCUGGAAGCAAGAUGGACGACCGGGUGUCAACUGGCUCGCGGACUCAGAUAUGCUGCCUAAGCGGGCUCCAAAGGCACGGAUAUUUACUUGUGACUGGCCGGCUGAUUUGUUCGAAUCAUCUGAUAUGGUUCAGAAGACGAUUGACGAAUUCGCCCGGCUAUUGCUUGUUAGCAUCAAGAACCGCCCCCUGACUACGACGGAUAAUCGACCAAUCGUGUUUAUUGUCUCCUGUCUUGGUGGAAUUAUCCUAAUGAAGGCCCUUGUCAUGGCUGAAGGAGAAUAUAUCACCGUAGGACAGGCAACACGAGGCAUCAUCUUCCUAGCUACUCCAUUUCGUGGGACUUCAUUUCAGAACGUAGCUAAGUGGGCAGAGCCAGGUCUGAGGGCCUGGGCGUUUAGUCAGAACAAAAACGUCUCCAGUCUAUUAAAGCACGUGAAACCAAGUUUCGAUUUGGGAGAACUGGUACGACGCUUUGCGAGCUUCUGUCGAGAUAACGAACUUAACGACAACAUAUUGACUUUCUACGAAACUGGCUUGACGAGUCUCCCGCGCAAGAUACUCCCCUGGCUGCGGGACGAAGGGAAGCCGUUGGUUGACCAAGUCUCCGCAACGCUGGAUUUUGUGCCCCAUCCCAUUCCCCUCGACCGACCACAUAUACAAAUGAACAAAUUUGAUAGCCCUGAUAACAAGGACUAUGUUUUGGUUGCUGGGGAGAUUUCAAGUCUGCUUAAACGUAUCCAUGAAGGAACCCCUAUAGAGAUAGCAAACAGAUAUAUGCGCACCGUUUGCUAUUCACAGGAAUAUCUGAGGAUUGAACGAUUCUCAGGUGACCCACUUCCGAUGGAUCGUUGUUAUAUCAAUUUGGAAAUUGUACAACGGCAAGAGUCUUCGUUUUCACUUAUUUCUCAAAUGGAAGUUGAAAAGUUUCAUGAAGAGAGCAGCAUCACAUUGCCAACUCUCUUUGAACCUGGCAAACGACGCAUCAUGAUCCAUGGGCGCGCUGGAGUGGGCAAGACUACAUUGUGCAAAAAGAUUGUCUAUGAUUUUAUCUAUGGCAACUUAUGGUCAGAUUUGUUCGAUUGGGUACUUUGGAUACCAUUACGGAACCUGAAGCUAGAAGAAAGGCGCAGAAGUGCCGAGUACAACUUCCAAGACCUAUUUCGCCACGAGUAUUUCGCUCAACAUCCAAAGCGCGAUAAACUCGUCAACGCAUUAUGGACCGCCUUAGAUAAGACAAAAGGAGCCCGCAUUCUCUUUAUUCUCGACGGCCUAGAUGAAGUGUCGCAAGAUUUGGAAGGAAGUAUGCUCCGUUUUCUCCAGGAGCUUCUCAACCAGCCAAAUAUCAUUGUUACCGCCCGCCCUCAUGCAAGACUUCCUCCGAAUAUCAUACCUAUUGACUGCGAAUUAGAUACUAUUGGAUUUUACCCGGACCAGAUAAAGUUGUACAUGGAAAAUGUCUUCACGGAUAGAAAGACAGGCGAGCUCGAUUCAGUAAAGAUGAAAGGGGUUCAAUCAUUUUUGAGUGAACGUCGGCUUAUUCAUGGCCUUUUACGGAUUCCAAUCCAGCUUGACGUGUUCUGCUGCACCUGGGAUGAUGAUCGUGGAAUAAAAUUCAAAGGUCCAGAUGAAGAGGAGACUAUGACUACUAUCUACCAGAGAAUCGAACAAGCAUUAUGGAGAAAGGAUGCGGAAAAGCUAGGGAGAUUGACACUAUCCCAAAUAGAGGACGCUCACGACGAUGAAAUUAUGGCGGUGUUAUAUAACGAGCAGAAAGAUCUGGAACUCUUGGCUUUCUAUGGCAUGUACCACGACGUUGUAGACUUUGAGCCUGAGCACCGCAGCGCGAUAUCGAGGCAUUCCGUUCGCCGUGAUAAGAAGCUCAUGCUGGACGGAUUGCUCAAGCAGGUCUCUUUCCUUCGCUCAUCAGAUCCUUCAUCCAAGGCCAAGAAGUUAAAUUACCACUUUUUGCAUCUCACUUUUCAGGAAUACUUUGCGGCGCGAUACUUCGUGCGACAAUGGAAAGCGAAGCAGAAGCUGAAAUGCCCACCCGUUAGGAAUGGAAAUGAUGUGGAGGCCUCGCCAGAUACGUUUCUUCUCGAAAAUAAAUACAAUAAGCGUUACGAUGUAUUUUGGCGAUUUGUGGCCGGUUUGCUGACCUCAGAAACGGAUCCAAAGUCAUUUUUCGAAAUAAUUGAGCAAGAGCCGCGCGAUCUGCUAGGCUAUACCCAUAUCAGAUUAAUUAUGCAUCUCGUUAACGAGACUUUGCCUGCAGCCUCCUACUACCAAAGCUUAGAACAACAAUUGGUGCAAUGGGUAGCGUUUGAGCUAGUGUGUACAAUGGAACUCAAACAGAAACAAUACCUUAAUGGGAAACUUCACUCCAGUCUCGCUGUCGACAAUGAGUUACCAGUGGCUAUAACAAAGACAGUUAUAGAGCAAUAUCCUCAUACGAAAUCCCAUAUAACAAAGUUAUUGAACGGGCAGGAAGACGUUUCGGAGCGGCGCGCUCGGUUUUUGAAACUUUGCUUCGAGGAUGAAAGCCCAGAAAUUAAAGUUCAAGCUGUGGAAGCUCUAGCAAACAAGCCAUCAGUCGAACAAGACCUCCAGACUCUUAUAGAAUAUCUCAAAAGUAAGCAUGAAACAGUGAGGCAGAGCGCAUUCCGCAAACUCAAGGACCGGAGAUUAGCAAAGGAACAACUCCAAGUUGUUGUGGAACGCUUUCAAUCUAUUUAUGACAACACCAGGCACAGCGAGAAGGAAGACGUGGUCGAUAUUCUUGACGGCCUGAUGGGCAGAGAAGAAUCUGUCCAGGAUAGCGCACUAUAUCUUCAACAUGACAAUAAAAUUGUCAGAGAGAUAGCAAAACACGCUCUCCGGCGACCACUUUCCGCAGAAGACUUCCAAGCUACAAUGGCAUGUCUCGAGGACCAAGACGUAGAGCUUCAACAAUGCGCGCUUUGGACGCUAUGCAGGCAACUACGAAUGGAAGAGCAUUUUCAGAAAGUUACAGCCUAUCUUCAACACGAUAAAUGGCAAGUCAGAUACGCAGCGGUUCAAGCACUUAGCAGUCAACCGCUAUCCUCAGAACUCCUCCAGGCUGUUAUAUUAUGUUUAAAAGACGAGCAUGAUGCCGUUCAGCAUCAAGCAGUAGAGAUACUUCGAGGCCAGCCGACAAACGAGGAACUUUAUCACAAUAUCGAACCGUAUUUCCAACAUGAAAACUCAUCAGCCAGAAUGUCUACCCUAUCUGUGUUUGACGGCCGACAGCUACCAAACAAGUACCUUCGGGCUAUCUUAACAUGUAUCGGAAAUGAAACCUACCUUGGUAUUAGUUCAGCAGCAAUAAAUAUACUCAAAAGUCAGCAGACAACAACAGAAUUUCUUCAAAGUGUCGAAGAGUAUCUUCACCACAGCAAGUGGCAAUUUAGAGAGGCAGCACUACGUGCACUUUAUGGGAAACCGCUACCCAGAGAGUAUCUUCAACCUGUCAUAGCAUGCCUCGAAGAUGAGCACUCCAGAGUUAGAACGGCAGCGCUAGAAGCACUUGAAGGUCAGCAGGUACCUAAAGAGUGUAUUGGAGCUAUUGUGAAACGCUUCGACGAUGAUGAACAGAAGGUUUAUUGCCAGGUCUCAAGGACACUUAAAAGUCUGCCGGUGAAGGAAUAUUUCUCACAUCUUGUCCCGUAUCUCCAGAGUCAAGAAAGUUACAUUUCGUGCCGCAAAUUAUUCGUAAUACGGGCACUUGAGGGCCAGACUGCUCUACCACAAGACGUUGUUCAGGCGGUUGCGUCAGUUGUCCGAGAAAGGAGGUAUGAUACGAUAUUCGAGGCAUUGAGGCUGAUGGCAAACCAGCCAAGUCUGCCAGAGGGACUUCUAGAUUGUCUAGGAGAGAUUGCGGCAAAGGAGAAUAUAUGGACUAGAACAGUAGCGCUUUACAUGAUCGAGAAAUUUCAGCCAUCUGUGCCAAGAUCAACUCUUCAAUCCAUUAUACCUAUCCUCGAUGGCACCUUUUGGGACAUCAUUGAAACUACGGCAGAGAUUCUGUGUCGACAACAGGAUUUAUCACUCAUCCCGACGAAAAGUGUUGCGAAUUUCUAUCGGGCCAUGUUAGUCAUAGCCCAACAAAGAGAUGUAUCUUGGCAAGAUUUGGAGGGCAUGUCUCAUAUCACAAUAGGUGAGGAUCACUACGUCAGCGCCUGGCCUGACGGAUUCAAAGAUGCGCUUCGGAAAGCGCGGGAAGAGCUAUUUAGUAGAUGUUUCUCCUGCAGGCUUUUGAGUUCACCUAGGAAGGUGUAGAAAGGCAGGCUCUACACUAUACUAUUACGAGAGGCUAAGCGCAUUUAAGUUGUUUGCUUGGCCGCCUGCGCUUGCUAGACCUCAAAGUUCUCUCUGCAUGGGUACUGGGAAAUGGUGGGCGUUGAAGGUAUUGAAUUAUUUCACGGCCGUUUGAUGUAGCGCACUUGCGUUAGAGUGAAAGUUACGAGUUGUUAUCUCCACUGAACGCGCUGAAUACCUUGUACGCACCUCAAAACUCAUUUCGGUUUUAUUACAGAUGAGGCUCGUCGGCCGUGCCUUGAAAAAAAAUAUUGGUGAGCCUCAGCAGUUAAGAAAACCAGCCCAGGUGGAUGUAGCCUAAGGUCAACCACAGGGGAUGGGAUUUGAAUCGGCCACACGCAGACUUUGGAAGACAUGACAGCAUUUUGUAUUUCAUAUAGCUUUUAGUUUCAAGCCUUAUACUUAGA
Messenger RNA from Xylaria bambusicola, 5092 nucleotides. RefSeq names its product ARM repeat-containing protein. The coding region runs from base 90 to 4646 and encodes 1518 amino acids. The record is from RefSeq and is a predicted model, not a curated record. Lineage: Eukaryota; Fungi; Ascomycota; Sordariomycetes; Xylariales; Xylariaceae. The transcript has 2 exons.